This is a messenger RNA of Seminavis robusta, 2364 nucleotides long. The record is from the annotation of a GenBank genome assembly. Lineage: Eukaryota; Bacillariophyta; Bacillariophyceae; Naviculales; Naviculaceae.
AUGGCAGGAGUGGAUUGCUACGGGUACCGUCAGCAGCAGCAGCAGCAGCAAAGCCAGUACGACGUGAACAACAUGGAGUACCAGUACGAGUACGACGAUCCCAGUGUUGGUGGAGGUGGUACCGGUAUGUACGAUGCGUACAAUCCCACGGAACCGGAAGAAGUGGAGACUGGCUUUUUCUUGGACGCCAACGACCAGCCGUACUACGUGGACGCGGAGGGCACCGAGUAUUAUCCAGAUGCAGAGAUUGAUCCUCAAGAAGCGCAACAGUUUGGACUCAAGUUCGUCACGGACGCAAACGGCCUUUAUUACUACCAAGAUGUCACGCUAGAUCCGUCAGAAGCAGCGCUUUUCAAGGGGGUCGAUAGAAGCAUUGGCCCUCAACCUACUAGUACUUCUAAUAGUGCUGCUGUCGUUGCUACCCCUCAACCUACUGCACCUGAGGUUCAGGCUCAGGUCCAGGCCAAUGACAGUUCCUCUGUAGACGACUGUCAAUCUCACUUUACGGGCAGUCUGUCGGAUCCAGAGGACUCUCGUCAGUCCCCAGAUCAGCCAAAGACUGCCACAAACACAAACACAAACACACAAAAAGGACCGAAACGAAAUGGGGAACGCAGAAACAAGCUCACGCCGAAUGCAUGUAGUAACGACAACGACACCGACCAUCCAACCAAAAUUGCUCGAUCGCUUCCAGCCACUACCACCAAGACCCCAAUCCAACGAGCGCACAGCAUUUCCAAUACCAGCACCGCCAGUAGACUCCAGACACAACAAAACAGUACUCCAAGAGCACCUGCCACUCGAUCUCAAAGUGGUUCGGCCGCAAGAGAAUCCCGCAAAAUGGAAGCCAGAUAUGCCGCAUACAACCAAAUGACCAUCGAUUUGGACGAUGAUGACGACGACCACCACCACCACGACGAGGAAGAGUUUGCAAUGGCCGUCCAGCGUGAAGCCGAACGACGAAUGACACCACAAAGCGUACCACCACAACGAGGCAAUCAGCAUCGAGCCAACAUUCGAUCUUCUGCUCCUACUAGUCAUCAUCAAAGAGAUCGGAGUCCGCUACCAAACACAGGAUCACAACGAAAUCUCCUGUCGGACGAGCGCAGCAAUAAACAACGAAAUCAUCAUUCCAGCAGCAGACCAUCGGAUGCCAGCACCAUGUCGUCGGGACACGAAUCCUUUAAAAGUCUCAUGAGUGGUGCUGACGAUGCAUCGGUGGCCACGGGACGAUCCUCCAAAGCCAGUACGACAGGAUUGCGACGUGCAGGAAGUAACCGUGUUCUCCUCGAACGAAUGCGAAUCUCCAGUCGAAACUGCAAUACACACGACGACGACGAUGUGUCGUUGCUCGACGACGAUCAUCAGCUCGAAUACGAACAACAAGGCGAACAACCCGGGUACCAACCAACGUCGUCCAGGGAUAUCAUGCGGAAAUACAACAGACCUGCACUCUCGAGGGAAUCGAGCGCGAGGUCCAUGAAAUCAAACAACAAUAUCGGCAGACCUACACUCUCGAGGAAUCAUUCCAACAACAGCAAUAGCGGCAGGAGCUUGCUCUCCAGGGAAUCCAGCGCGAGGUCCGUCCAUUCCAGCAGGCCAGGCUUGACCCGACAAAAAUCCGCCCGUCGUGGAGGAUACGGCAGAUCUCGUGCCGAUCGACUCAGUCAACGAAACUUGAUGCGAGAACAGUACUCAUCGGCCAUUGAACGACACCAAAAAGCCCAAGACGAACGAAAAGAACAAGAGGAAUGGGAAGAAGAACUCAUGAUGCAAGAAAUUGAACGAUUGCAGGAUUUACAAAUACAACGAGCCAAGGAAGCCGCUCAAGGAAGUUCUGUCCAGCAGCAACUCAGAAUAAACUCGUUGACGCAAGGAACCAAAAACGUGGCACAACAAUCCAUGUCGGGCCUCGCCACUGCGGCUGGUGUAGCGGCAAAGGUCGGUCUUGCCACCACUCAUCUGGCUGCUGGAGCCACCAUUAUGGUUGGAAAGACAGCAGCCACCGUUGGCUUGGCUACUGCAAAAGGAACGGCAGGAGCCACCAUGAUUGUCGGGAAAACUGCGGCCAACGUUGGAUUGGCUACCGCGAAAGGAACUGCCGGAGCAACCAUGAUUGUCGGAAAGACAGCUGCCACGGUUGGAUUGGCCACAGCGAAAGGAACGGCUGGAGCUACCAAAUUUGUGGCCAAAACUGCCGUGAACACCACCGUUGGAGCCUUCACUGCUGGACCUGCGAAAAAGCAUUCAGGUGGACAUCAUGCAAGAGUGAACUCCUGUGAUGACAAUAAAAUGGAAGAAUUGACGGCCCACCUUGGAGGAAUCGCCGCAGCUUAUCGAGAAAACAGGGCAACCGAACUAUAA